Messenger RNA from Tremella mesenterica DSM 1558, 273 nucleotides. RefSeq lists its product as uncharacterized. The record is from RefSeq and is a predicted model, not a curated record. The annotation marks the transcript as partial. The transcript is spliced from 2 exons. NCBI's taxonomy places the organism in Eukaryota, Fungi, Basidiomycota, Tremellomycetes, Tremellales, Tremellaceae.
AUGGGAAGUUGUAAUAUCAUGGGUAACUUUCCUACUUUGAAGAUCCUUAGAGGGGAGGAUAAGAUCAAGAUAUAUGAAGAGGGCUUGUCAAAUGGAGAUGAAAAAAUUGUGAACUGGUGGAAGAUAAAUGCUGAUCAUCCAUUUAGGGUCUAUAAAGCUUGUAUGGAAUUCGACAAAGAUGAUAAUUGUAUCGAAAGUUCCACUUCGAAACGUAGUUUUUGUGAGGAAUGUUCUUCCAUGUUAUGGAAUUACCAUGAUGACUGGCCUCAUGUG